AUGAAGCGAUGCAUCGUUCCUAGCAUCCUGCUGAUGCUUGCACUGCAUGCAGCGCUCCUUGUCGCCGGCGACGUGGGCGCCAUUCUCCUGCCGAGCCAAGGCAAAGAGGAAGCAGCAAUGGCGGGCAAGAAGAGGCCGUGGAAGUGUUGCGAUCAGGCGGUGUGCACCAAGUCCAUCCCGCCGUUCUGCCGCUGCAUGGACCAGGUCUUCGAGUGCCCCUCCACCUGCAAGGCCUGCGGGUCGUCCACGGGCGACCCGUCCCGCCGCGUCUGCGAAGACCAGUACGUCGGCGACCCCGGGCCCAUCUGCAGGCCCUGGGAGUGCUGCGACUCGCCUGUCUGCACCAAGUCCAACCCGCCGACGUGCCGCUGCGGGGAUGAGGUCGACAAGUGUGCUCCGACCUGCAAGACCUGCCUGUCGUCCAGGCCGCGCCCUUCCCGCCGCGUCUGCAUCGACAGCUACUUUGGACCCUUCCCGCCCGCAUGCACGCCCAAGGCUGUCGCCGCCGGCGGCAACUAGCAUGCCUGUUGAUCACGCGAUCAACGCCGUCGAGUGUCCUCUCCUGCCC
Molecule: messenger RNA, 568 nt
Organism: Triticum dicoccoides
Lineage: Eukaryota; Viridiplantae; Streptophyta; Magnoliopsida; Poales; Poaceae
Product: Bowman-Birk type trypsin inhibitor-like
Exons: 2
Coding region: 1-519 (172 amino acids)
Cellular component (GO): extracellular region
Molecular function (GO): serine-type endopeptidase inhibitor activity
Source: RefSeq, a predicted model, not a curated record